Molecule: messenger RNA, 5160 nt
Organism: Apaloderma vittatum (bar-tailed trogon)
Lineage: Eukaryota; Metazoa; Chordata; Aves; Trogoniformes; Trogonidae
Gene: VIRMA
Product: KIAA1429 ortholog
Exons: 20
Cellular component (GO): RNA N6-methyladenosine methyltransferase complex
Molecular function (GO): RNA binding
Source: RefSeq, a predicted model, not a curated record
GUCAACACGGAUGGAUUGGUUCUAAGAGGGUGGUACAACUGUUUGACUUUGGCAAUAUAUGGCUCAGUUGACAGGGUAAUAAGUCAUGAGAGAGAAUCACCUCCUCCACCCCCACCUCCACCCCCACCUCCCCAGCAACAGCCUGGUUUGAAAAGAAACCCAAAACAUGUUGAUGGAGAGAAGGAAGACCAGUUCAAUGGCAGCCCUCCGAGACCACAGCCUAGGGGACCAAGGACACCUCCAGGCCCUCCUCCUCCUGAUGAUGAUGAGGAUGAACCCAUCCCAGUGUCAGUGGUUGGGGAAAAAGAAGAUGAUGUGGAUCACAGAGAGGAUUACUUUGAGCCCAUUUCUCCUGAUCGAACAUCCAUUCAUCAAGAAAGCCAGUAUUCUGAUGAUGGAGAAGUGGAGGAAGAUCAGCCAGAAGAAGGAGAAGAUGAAGAUGAUGUGGAUGUUGAGGAGGAGGAUGAGGAUGAGGAUGAUGAUGACGAUGAUGAGCAAACAGUAGAGAGUAUUGCUGAUGAAGAAGAGGAAGAGGAGGACGAAGAUGAAGAUGAAGAAGAGGGUGAAGAGGAGGAAGAAGGUGAAGGAGAUGAUGGAUAUGAGCAGAUUUCAAGUGAUGAAGAUGGAAUUGCUGACCUGGAACGUGAAACAUUUAAGUAUCCAAGCUUUGAUAUUGAAUAUACUCCUGAGGAUCUAGCAUCUGUGCCUCCUGUGACGUAUGAACCCUUUGAAAGGGAGCUUGGACCUCUUCUAUACUUCAGCUGCCCUUACAAGACUGUCUUUGAAAAUGAAGUUGAUAAAAUAAAGGACCAAGACCCAGAAAAAGAAAAUUCAGGGGCAGUGGAAGCCUCAGUUAAAUUAACGGAACUAUUGGAAUUAUAUCAAGAGGAAAGGGGUGCAAAGUGGGUCACUGCAUUAGAAGAAGUUCCGAGUUUAAUAGUGAAAGGAUUGAGCUACCUGCAGGCGAAAGACACAAAGCAAGACUAUAUUGCCCAGCUAGUAGACUGGACCCUGCAAGCUUUAAACCUUCAGGUCGCUCUCAAACAGCCCAUUGCUUUGAAUGUCCGACAGCUCAAAGCUGGGACAAAACUGGUAUCGUCGUUAGGAGAAUGUGGGACUCAAGGAAUAAUGGCUCUCUUGCAGGCAGGAGUUAUUAAUGUGUUAUUUGAAUUGUUGUUUGCAGAUCAUGUAUCAUCCUCCCUUAAACUGAAUGCUUUUAAAGCUUUGGAUAGUGUUAUUAGUAUGACUGAGGGAAUGGAAAUGUUUCUAAGGGGUGGUGGAGAUGUGCAUGAAAAAAGUGGUUAUCAGAAACUCUUGGAACUCAUACUGUUAGAUCAGACUGUGAGAGUAGUUACUGCUGGUUCUGCAAUUCUCCAGAAGUGUCACUUCUACGAGAUUCUGUCAGAUAUUAAAAAGGUGGUUGAUCAAUUAGCAGAGAACACUCCUUCUCUUCCUAAUCAUACGGAGCCAGAACAGGACCAGGACUUGGCAACGCUUGAAAGAACCAAUCAAGAAUAUGAGAAUGAUGUGGAGGCUCCUAUGGACAUGGAUCAUCUUUUGGAAUCUUCUAACAUAAGCGAAGGAGAGAUGGAAAAACUCGUUAGUCUUCUUGAAGAAAUCUUCCAUUUAAUGGAAACUGCUCCUCAUACAAUGAUUCAGCCACCUGUGAAAUCUUUCCCAACAAUGGCACGCAUUACAGGCCCUCCAGAAAGGGAUGAUCCGUACCCCGUCCUGUUUAGAUAUCUUCAUAGUCACCAUUUCUUGGAAUGCAUUACUUUGCUACUGUCUAUUCCGGUGACAGGUGCACAUCCAGGAGUGCUUCAAGCCAUACGAGAUAUAUUGCGUUUCCUGGCACAGUCACAGAAGGGGCUGCUUUUCUUUAUUUCCGAGUACGAAGCAACGAACUUGUUGAUUAGAGCUCUUUGCCAGUUUUCUGAUCCAGAUCAGGAGGAAGGUCUCCAAUCAGACGGUGCCAACGAGGAUACUUUUGCCCUGUGGCUCCUCCAUUCAACGCAGACGUUACAGUGCAUUUCAGAAUUAUUCUGCCACUUCCAGCGGUGCACAGCCAGUGAGGAGACCGACCACUCGGAUCUGCUGGGAACACUUCACAACCUUUACUUGAUUACCUUUAAUCCUGUGGGAAGAUCUGCUGUGGCUCAUGUAUUCAGUCUGGAGAAAAAUCUGCAAAGUCUUAUUACUCUAAUGGAGUACUAUUCCAAAGAAGCUUUAGGAGACUCAAAGUCUAAGAAGUCGGUUGCUUAUAAUUAUGCCUGCAUCCUUGUUUUGCUGGUGGUGCAGUCUUCCAGUGAUGUCCAAAUGCUGGAACAGCACUCGGCGCCUUUGCUGAAGCUUUGUAAAGCAGAUGAAAAUAACACCAAAUUGCAAGAGCUCAGCAAGUGGCUUGAACCUUUGAAAAAUCUUAGAUUUGAAAUAAAUUGCAUUCCAAAUCUCAUUGAAUAUAUCAAACAGAAUAUUGACAGUCUGAUGACCCCAGAUGGAGUUGGUCUUCCUACUGCACUUCGUGUUCUUUGUCAUGUUGCGUGUCCACCGCCUCUGGUAGAAGGUCAGCAGAAAGACCUCAAAUGGAAUCUUGCAGUCAUUCAGCUCUUUUCUUCGGAGGGAAUGGACACCUUCAUCCGGGUAUUACAGAAGCUGAACAGCAUACUUAUUCAGCCUUGGCGUCUCCACGUCAACAUGGGCACCACGCUUCACAGAGUUACUACCGUUUCAAUGGCUCGCUGCACGCUUACUCUCCUUAAAACCAUGCUGACAGAACUCCUGAGGGGGGGUUCUUUUGAAUUCAAAGACAUGCGUGUUCCAUCGGCACUUGUUUCUUUGCACAUGCUCCUGUGCUCUAUUCCUCUCUCGGGCCGCUUAGAUAGCGAUGAACAAAAAAUACAGAAUGACAUUGUUGACAUCUUGCUGACUUUUACACAAGGUGUUAAUGAAAAACUUACGAUUUCUGAAGAAACUUUGGCGAACAAUACUUGGUCUUUAAUGCUGAAGGAAGUCCUCUCUUCAAUUUUGAGAAUUCCUGAAGGCUUUUUCUCUGGGCUUAUACUGCUUUCAGAAUUGUUGCCCCUUCCACUGCCUAUGCAGACGACUCAGGUAAUUGAACCACAUGAUAUUUCUGUGGCACUCAACACCAGGAAGCUGUGGAGUAUGCAUCUGCAUGUUCAGGCCAAACUGAUACAAGAGAUAGUUCGAUCUUUUUCCGGUUCAUCUUGCCAGCCUAUCCAGCAUAUGUUGAGACGUAUUUGUGUUCAGUUGUGUGACUUGGCUUCACCUACUGCUCUUCUUAUCAUGAGGACUGUACUGGAUUUGAUUGUAGAAGACCUGCAAAGCAACACGGAAGAUAAAGAGAAGCAGUACAGUGGGCAGACCACUCGACUGCUUGCUUUAUUGGAUGCCCUGGCUUCACAUAAAGCUUGUAAAUUGGCUAUUUUGCAUCUUAUCAAUGGAACUACUAAAGGGGAUGAAAAGUACGCAGAGGUGUUCCAGGAGCUCUUGGCGCUGAUGCGAUCGGCUGGGGACAAUGUCACUCAUCAGCAGUGCGCUGAAUAUGUAACUUCUCUUUUGCAGUCCCUCUGUGAUCAGGAUAUUGCACUCAUUUUACCAAGCUCAUCAGAAGGCUCCGUGUCUGAAUCUGAGCAGCUUUCCAACUCCUUACCAAACAAAGAGCUGAUGCCCUUAAUUUGUGACUGUCUGAUGGAAACAUUAACUAAUUCUGAGAGCAGUUACAAUUGUCUGCUGACGUGUAUCCGAACAAUGAUGUUCCUUACAGAGCAUGACUAUGGCUUCUAUCAUUUAAAGAGCUCUCUAAGAAAACACAGCACUGCUCUGUACACUGUAUUAAAACGAGUAAUAACUAGUUUUAGCAAAGACACAGGUGAACUGGCCUCUUCUUUUUUGGAUUUUAUGCGACAGAUUCUAAACUCUGAUACGGUGGGAUGCUGUGGAGAUGAUGGAAGCCUUAUGGAAGCAGAUGGUUCUCAUCCAGGCAGAACGCUGGGACUAACUACCGCAGAGUUAAAACAUCUACUGCAGAACAAAGAAGAAACCCCAGAAAACCUGCUUCUUGAUCUGGAGAAACACGUUAUGGAUCGUUCUAAGGAAGAUGAUGGCCUCGAAUCCUUACUGGACAACAUUGUUGGAGUGAGGCAAAUGUUGGAAGCAGCAGGUGAUUCUUGUCCGCUGAGUGACCAAGAUGUAGAGCCUGUUCUUUCUGCACCAGACUCUCUUCAGAAUUUGUUUAACAACAGGACUACGUACGUGUUGGCAGAUGUGAUGGAUGACCAGCUGAAGUCCAUGUGGUUCUCACCCUUCCAGGCUGAAGAAAUAGACACUGAUCUGGAUAUGGUGAAAGUUGACUUAAUUGAACUGUCAGAGAAGGGCUGCAGUGACUUUGACUUGCAAGCUGAAUUGGAGAGGUCAUUUUUGUCAGAACCAUCAUCUCCUGGCCGCACAAAAACCACAAAAGGGUUCAAACUCGGCAAGCACAAGCAUGAGACCUUCAUAACUUCAAGUGGAAAAUCUGAGUACAUAGAGCCUGCAAAGAGAGCUCAUGUUGUGCCACCACCAAGAGGAAGAGGCAGGGGAGGAUUUGGACAAGGAAUUCGACCACAUGAUAUCUUCCGUCAGAGGAAACAGAAUACGAGCCGGCCACCUUCCAUGCACGUGGAUGAUUUUGUUGCUGCAGAGAGUAAAGAAGUGGUUGCUCCAGAUGGGAUACCACCAGCCAAAAGACCACCAAAAGUGUCGCAGAAGAUUUCUUCGCGUGGUGGAUUCUCAGGGAAUCGGGGAGGACGAGGAGCUUUUCACAGUCAGAACAGGUUCUUUACACCACCUGCUUCAAAAGGAAAUUACAGUCGUCGUGAAGGUGCCCGAGGCUCAAGUUGGAGUGCACAGAGUACACCCAGGGGAACCUACAAUGACAGUAGAGGUGGUCAAAGCAAUUUUAACAGGGGUCCACUGCCACCAUUGAGACCAUUAAGUUCAGCAGGCUACCGACCGAGUCCUCGCGAUCGUGCUUCCAGAGGCCGGGGAGGAAUUGGACCGUCUUGGACAAGUGCUAAUAGUAGUAGCAGUGGUGGCUCAAGAGGAAAGUUUGUUAGUGGAGGCAGUGGAAGAGGUCGUCAUGUACGUUCCUUCACACGAUAA